This is a messenger RNA of Humulus lupulus (European hop), 4184 nucleotides long. RefSeq lists its product as uncharacterized. Gene Ontology annotation, cellular component: ribonucleoprotein complex; cytosol. Lineage: Eukaryota; Viridiplantae; Streptophyta; Magnoliopsida; Rosales; Cannabaceae. Gene Ontology annotation, biological process: cytosolic ribosome assembly. Gene Ontology annotation, molecular function: GTPase activity; ribosome binding; GTP binding. The record is from RefSeq and is a predicted model, not a curated record. The transcript has 3 exons. Bases 292 to 3378 code for a protein of 1028 amino acids.
UGGAUUUUAUUUUUUAUUAUGCAAGCCCUAAUUUUGGUUGAACACAUGCAUAAAUUCCCUGCAUAUACAAACAGAAGAAGAGAGAAAAGGUGCCCCAAGGGAGAACGGCUUCCAUUGAUUUCGACCAAGAGAGUGAGGAGAGGUACCGUUGUCUGUAAUCGUUCCCUUUUCCUCAUCAUAUUAUAGAACUAGAAACCUGUUUGAUUCGUUAGGUAGUUGAAUUUGUCUAGUUUUGAUUUCAAGCUUCGGUUUUUUUAGUAUAUUGUUCAAAGUAAAUUUAUUGAGACUAAAAUGGAGGAUUCCGAUACCCGUAAAGUCCGAAACAUAUGCAUAUUGGCUCAUGUCGAUCACGGCAAGACCACGCUCGCCGACCACCUGAUCGCAUCUUCCGGCGGUGGCUUACUCCACCCUAAGCUCGCCGGGCGUCUCCGUUUUAUGGACUACCUCGAUGAGGAGCAGCGGCGCGCCAUUACCAUGAAGAGCUCCUCAAUAGCUCUCCGGUAUAAGGAGUGCUCCAUUAACCUUAUUGACUCCCCUGGCCACAUGGAUUUCUGUAGCGAGGUCUCUACAGCGGCGCGAUUGAGUGAUGGAGCAUUGGUUUUGGUUGAUGCCGUCGAAGGUGUUCAUAUCCAAACCCAUGCGGUUUUGCGCCAAGCUUGGAUUGAGAAGCUAACCCCGUGUUUGGUGCUUAACAAGAUUGAUAGAUUAAUUAGUGAGCUUAUGUUGAGUCCCAUGGAGGCGUAUACGAGGUUGUUGAGGAUUGUUCAUGAAGUCAAUAGUAUUAUGAGUGCGUAUAAGUCGGAGAAGUAUUUAUCAGAAGUUGAUUCCAUACUUGCUGGGCCUUCUAGUGAAUUUGGAGAUGAGAGUCAUGAGUUUGUGGAGGACGAUGAGGAAGAAACUUUUCAACCCCAGAAGGGAAACGUGGCAUUUGUGUGUGCGUUGGAUGGAUGGGGUUUUACUAUACAUGAUUUUGCCCAGUUCUAUGCUUCCAAGCUAGGGGCAAGUGCAGCUGCAUUGCAAAAGGCGCUAUGGGGCCCUCGGUAUUUCAAUCCGAAGAGUAAGAUGAUUGUGGGGAAGAAGGGAAUUGGUGGAGGAAGUAAAGCUCGCCCUAUGUUUGUUCAGUUUGUACUUGAGCCGCUUUGGCAAGUUUACCAGACGGCUUUGGAAACUGAUGGGGACAAAAUGAUGCUUGAGAAAGUAAUUAAGUCCUUUAAUCUGUCUGUACCACCUCGGGAGCUUCAAAACAAGGAUCCCAAAGUUGUACUUCAAGCGGUAAUGAGCCGUUGGCUUCCUCUGUCUGAAGCAGUGUUAUCAAUGGUAGUCAAGUGUAUGCCUGACCCUAUUGCAGCACAGACAUUUCGAAUUCCACGUUUACUCCCCAAAAGGGAGGUUUUUGUUGAUGAAGUUGAUUCUAAUGUGCUUGCUGAGGCUGAGCUUGUGAGAGCCUCGGUCGAAGCUUGUGAUUUAAGUCUGAAAGCUCCUUGUGUUGCUUUCGUAUCCAAAAUGUUUGCUGUUCCGAAGAAAAUGCUUCCUCAAAGGGGUUCCCAAGAUGAAGUCAUAAAUAAUUUUAUUGAUGAAAGCGAAGAUGAUGACUCGGGUGAAUGCUUUCUUGCAUUUGCAAGGAUCUUUAGUGGGGUUCUUUAUUCAGGACAGAAGAUUUUUGUACUUUCAGCUCUAUAUGAUCCAUUAAAAGGAGAGUCAAUGCAAAAUCAUGUACAGGAGGCUGAGUUGCAAUCUCUGUACCUAAUGAUGGGUCAAGGUUUAACCUCUGUUCCCUUUGCUCGUGCAGGGAAUGUUGUGGCAAUAAGAGGUCUUGGCCAAUAUAUUCUUAAAAGUGCAACUCUUUCUUCCACAAAGAACUGUUGGCCAUUCUCAAGCAUGGCGUUUCAAGUUGCUCCAACCCUUAGAGUUGCUAUUGAACCAUCUGAUCCUGCAGAUAUAACUGCAUUAAUGAAAGGUUUAAAGCUUCUAAACAGAGCAGACCCGUUUGUAGAGGUCACAGUUUCCUCAAGGGGAGAGCAUGUUCUGUCUGCUGCAGGGGAAGUUCAUCUUGAGAGAUGCAUAAUGGAUCUGAAGGAGAGGUUUGCUAGAGUAAGCUUGGAAGUCUCACCGCCUCUUGUUUUCUAUAAAGAAACUAUUGAGGGAUAUGUGUCUACUACUCUUGAGAAUUUAAAAUUCUUAGUUGGCAGCUCAGAUUAUGUUGAGAAGACCACACCAAAUGGAAGGUGUGUUGUUCGGGUGCAAGUCAUAAAGCUACCACCUUCUCUAACUAAGGUUCUUGACGAAAGUUCUGAUUUACUUGGAGAUAUUAUUGGAGGUAAGACUGGACUUACAAAUAAAAGAUCGCAAACACAGAUAUCUAGUCUUACGGAGACUGAAACUCCAAUAGAAACCUUAAGGAAACGCAUAAUGGAUGCUGUGGAGAGUGAUAUUUUGUCUAAGAGAGAGAAUGAUACGGACCGGGCAGAAAAACUACAAAGGAAAUGGUUGAAGCUUCUGAAGAGAAUCUGGUCACUUGGGCCUCGGCAGAUUGGUCCUAACAUUCUCUUUACUCCAGAUUUUGAAGAAAAGGAUACUGACUGCUCUAUACUCAUUCGUGGUUCUUCCCAUGUAUCCGAGAAACUAGGAUUUGUAGAUGAUUUUGUUCACAGUGACAUAGUAAACAAGACAUCUUCAGAAUCAACUCAAGCACUGUAUUUUGAAGCAGAGCGUCUUGAGAGUAGCAUAGUGUCUGGUUUUCAACUAGCUACAGCAGCUGGCCCCUUAUGUGACGAACCUAUGUGGGGUUUGGCAUUCAUUGUUGAAGCUUUUAUUUCUCCAUUGACAGCACAUCCUGAUGAAUCUGAAACCUUGCAACUGCAGUCUGAUCAAUAUGGUAUCUUCAGUGGUCAGGUUAUGACAGCUGUCAAAGAUGCUUGUAGAGCAGCUGUGUUACAAAAGAAACCACGGCUUGUGGAAGCAAUGUACUUUUGUGAGCUAAGCACAUCUACAGAAUAUCUGGGUCCUAUGUAUGCUGUCCUUUCACGGAGGAGGGCAAGGGUAUUGAAAGAAGAAAUGCAGGAAGGUUCUCCAUUGUUCACGGUGCACGCAUAUGUUCCUGUAUCUGAAAGCUUUGGUUUUGCGGAUGAGCUUAGGAGGUGGACUUCUGGAGCUGCAAGUGCUCUCCUAGUACUUAGCCACUGGGAAGCACUUCCUGAGGAUCCUUUCUUUGUUCCCAAAACAGAAGAGGAAAUUGAAGAGUUUGGUGAUGGUUCUAGUGUGCUUCCUAACACUGCAAGAAAGCUCAUCGACAAUGUAAGAAGACGGAAGGGCCUUCCAGUUGAGGAAAAAGUAGUACAACAUGCAACAAAGCAGAGGACCCUGGCUCGUAAAGUGUAGAUGUUCUUUUUCUUGUGUAGAGGAUAUCUUCUCAGAUUAUUGAGUCCAAGCUUAACCAGAUUCAGGCACAAUAUAAUAUGCGUAGACAAAGAGACUUGGAUGAGUGAAUGCAACGGUAAUUAUGCCUACAGAUGAAAGAAAUGGUACCUAGGCUUUUGACAGAGAACAUAGAUUCAGUUAACUUAUUCCUUUCCUGCAUUUGCUUGAGAUGGUUGAGGAAGAAAGACAUUGGGAGCGAUUGAGUUUCUCUUAUAAAAUAUUUGGUUAUGAGGUGCAUGAACUGAGAUUGCAUAUCGUUUGCUCAGAUAUAAAGUGCUACCAAGAGCCGCAGUAUUUUAAGAAGAAAUACUCAAUUGAUAUUAACUCUGUUCAUGGCUGCUGCUAGAAUAACUUGGUGAAUGACAGUGCUAAAUUUGCUUCCAAUCUGUGGUAUUUGUGAGUUUAAGUUGAGUCUGAUAAUCCUGAAUUCGAAGCGGUUGAAUAGGAGGUGGAUUGAAGAAAUUCAGCAUGUUUACUUCUUAUUAUAGCCCUAUUCAAAUGGCUCUUGUUGGUUUCAAAAGGCAAAUGAUGAGGCAGCUUGCUACGUAGGGAACUAAUCUGCUUGCUGUUGAAUUAAUUUUACCUAAUUUGUUUAUUUGGAUGUAUUAAUUGCUGCUAUUCGAGUUGUAUCAACAUUUUUGGUUCGUAUCAAGUUUCUAGAUUAGUGAAAGCCACCUUUUCUGGUUAAGAGCAAUAAUCAUUUACUAUUAUGGUUUGCUCGUCUUUAUUUAUUUUUGGUUCAUAAUAGCAACCAUCAUUUACUAUUA